Penicillium angulare is the source of this 921-nucleotide messenger RNA. Its product is annotated as NAD-dependent epimerase/dehydratase family protein. Lineage: Eukaryota; Fungi; Ascomycota; Eurotiomycetes; Eurotiales; Aspergillaceae. The transcript has a single exon. The record is from RefSeq and is a predicted model, not a curated record. Bases 1 to 921 code for a protein of 306 amino acids.
AUGGGCCGCAUCGUUGUGACCGGGGGCUCCGGUAAAGCCGGCCAAUCCAUCAUCGCCGAGCUCCUCGACGCCGGACAUACAAUCCUGAACCUGGACUUGGCCCCCAUGGCACAUCCAAGCGUGCAUACACUGAAAACCGACCUUGCCGACAGCGGACAAGUCUUCAAUGCCUUAUCCGGGCAAUGGGCGUUGACCGAGCCCUUCCCCGAGGGACUCCCACCACGACCAGACGCAGUGGUUCAUAUGGCCGGAUACGCUCGAAACAUGAUCGUCCCAGAUAACGAGACCUUCAGAGCAAACACGCAAGGCACGUAUAAUAUCUGUGAGGCAGCUUGCAAGCUUGGCAUUCGCAAGAUCAUCAUCGCUAGCAGUAUUACCGUGUACGGGGUCUCGUUCGCUCAAGGUGAUACUAAUUAUCAAUCGUUUCCAAUUGAAGAAGACCACGAUGUUUGUCCGACUGAUACCUAUGCUAUUGCGAAAUUAUGCAAUGAGCGCGUGGCUCGUGGUUUUGCUGCUCGCUUUGGUGUUGAUAUCUACGUUUUGCGGAUCGGUCAUGUUAUUGCGCCUGAGGAAUACAAUGAGGAAAUCUUCUACAGUUAUGUUCAUGAGCCGGCGGAGUGGAAGGUGCAUGGAUGGGCGUAUGUUGAUUCGCGGGAUCUGGGUGGGAUGUGUGAGGCGGGUUUGAAGACUGAUGGGUUGGGAUUCCAGAUAUUCAAUGCGACUAAUGAUACUAUCACGAAUCUCAAACCGACCGAACAGUUUCUUCGAGAAGAAUACCCGGAUAUACCCAUUACUCGGAAGAUGGAAGAGUUUGAAGCACCGUUGACGAAUGCGAAGAUUAAGCGGUUACUUGGAUUUGAAGAGAGGCAUGGAUGGCGAAAAUAUUUCAAUUUGUGGGAUAAGAAGCGAGCGGUUAUGUAG